Molecule: messenger RNA, 1649 nt
Organism: Betta splendens (Siamese fighting fish)
Lineage: Eukaryota; Metazoa; Chordata; Actinopteri; Anabantiformes; Osphronemidae
Gene: angptl5
Product: angiopoietin-like 5
Exons: 7
Coding region: 376-1530 (384 amino acids)
Source: RefSeq, a predicted model, not a curated record
GGCGUCAGAUAUGACCUUUAAAACAACAGCGCCCGCACUUUAAUCUCAGUUCACCAUCAAUCUGGAAGCAGCGCGUUCAGCCCCUUCGCCACAGACACAUGCAGGUUUGCCCCCCACUUUCUGGGAACGUCGUCAUGGAGGAUUUACGAGAAGAAGUGGGCGUGACUGGUGAAGGUGGAGAAACGGGGGCGGUUAGAGGAGAGGUGAGGAAAAGGGGGACGCUUGAAAGCAGUGAGUGAAGAGGAGACUCCGGAAGGGACAUGUGAGCGAAAGGAGCAGGCUUUGUGGAAAAAUAGGCAUAAAUGAAGGAGUGGCUGCGAGGAAAGGCUGCAGCCCCCUCAGUCCUGGAGGAGACGGAGAGACGAGGCUGACGCGAUGUGGACGACAACUGUCCUCCUGCUGCUCCUCACACUCGGGCCUCGCUGCACAGUCACAGAAAACAUAACAAGUUUUAAUCAGUCAGAAAGUGUUGGCGAGGAGUUUUCCGAGGCUCCCGUCAAAGGCCACAAACCGGUCAGAGGGGUCAAAGGUCGGGACACGUGCUCCAUCCCAUGUGACAUCACUGUCAAACUGCUGCGAGAUGAGAAACAUUCAGUCUGUGGCCAGCUACAGCAGUCUCUCUUGGCGUUCGGGCGCAGCACCAGGAAGCUGAUCAGGGACGUGAUGGAGGAGCAGCAGAGGGCCCUGGACGUGCUCAGCAGUCAGGUCACUGAGCUGAUGACCAAGGUGCAGACGCUGAGCUCAGAGGUGCAGAGGAGCAACAACGAGAUGUACUCUGUGAAACCGGUGCAGUCCCACGGACGCGACUGCAGCGACAUCAAGGACGGCCUCAUGUCAGUCGUGCCCAAGAUUCCCAGCGGCAUUUACAUCGUUCACCCCGAAGACACCGACUCUUCAUUUGAGGUCUUCUGUGAGAUGGACUACAUGGACGGGGGGUGGACCGUGAUGCAGCGGAGGACGGACGGGUUAACCGACUUCAAGCGCCCGUGGGCCGAUUACGCUGACGGCUUUGGAAACCUCGCAGGAGAACACUGGUUGGGCCUGAAGAAGGUUUUCCACAUAGUGAACCAGAAAGAUGCUCGCUUCCAGCUUCACAUCGCCCUGGUCUCUGAGGACGACGUCACCUCCUACGCGUCCUACGACGACUUCAGCCUGGACGGUGAAACCCAGUUCUUCAGCCUCCGCCUGGGCAGGUACGCCGGCAGCGCGGGCGACGCCUUUCGCGGCUACGACCAGGAGCAGAACCAGGACACGGCUCCGUUCAGCGCGUCGGACGUGGACAACGACGGCUGCGAGCCGUCCUGCUCCAUGGGCGACCGCACGGUGGAGAGCUGCAGCGCGCGGCACAACCACACGGGCUGGUGGUUCAACCGCUGCGGCCUGGCCAACCUCAACGGCUGCCCCGAGGACGCGGAGCGGGGCCGGGGGGCGCCGACGCGCAUCCUGUGGGACACGUGGCGCCGCGGCGGCGUCCCGCACGCCGUCAAGGCCGUCACGAUGAAGAUCAGGAGGAUCGCAAGCAAUAGCUGAGGGGGAGGAAAUGCACAGAAUGUACGAGUUGCACUGCAUCUUUGUACGACUGAGGGCUUUCAUAGGAUUUGUACUGUGAGGUUGAAACCCCAAUAAAAAAUUGCAUUGAAUUAAUAGAA